This is a messenger RNA of Pseudogymnoascus verrucosus, 2303 nucleotides long. RefSeq lists its product as uncharacterized. Bases 1 to 2151 code for a protein of 716 amino acids. The transcript has a single exon. The record is from RefSeq and is a predicted model, not a curated record. Lineage: Eukaryota; Fungi; Ascomycota; Leotiomycetes; Thelebolales; Thelebolaceae. Gene Ontology annotation, biological process: cell motility; actin filament organization. Gene Ontology annotation, cellular component: plasma membrane.
AUGGACCAAGCCGAGAUCCCCUCGCUUCUCAGGAGCUUGUCGAGCGAAGAGGAUGCCCUUCGAAAGAUGGCAGUCUUCAAGCUGCAGUCCUCAAUUAACGAUCCUUCUUUCGCCGACGUCUUCAUCUCCACUGGUGGACUCAGCAUCCUGCGCCGUCUUAUCAUGUCAACUGGCGGCAACACCCUCGCAUACUCGCUCCAGUCGCUGAGCCGCCUUCUCGAGGUCGACAUGGGCUGGGAAAUCUUUGAAAGCGCAGGAGCUGGAGAAUUGGUUGAGCGCGUAGUGGAGCUGAUUGUCACACAUCCCCUCGUCAACAUCCUCCGAGGCGCCAUGUCGAUACUGGUUGCGAUUGUGAGCCACCCACAAACCACACGCGGCUCGAUACGAACCCCAGGCGCGUUCGGUUUCCGCACGCUCAAGCCAGCAGUAGCCGUCUACCCGCAAUUCUUUGAGAUGGUGGUGUCUCAGCUCAACUCUGCGGACCACGCGCUCUGCGCCAACGCGCUUAUGCUGCUUAAUGCACUUAUGAGGGAUGCCAUAACGAAUGACGGUGGAAAGGAUGGGACAAGCAAGAGCAGCGGGACAGGAGAGGAGUGGCCGAAGUUUAUCAAGAGGCUGCAGGACCUUGGUGUCGUAAAGGGAGCAUAUCGUCUGAUGCAGAGCUCAGCAUUGCAGGAUUUAGCACAUCCGUUACUGGAGUUCCAGGCCCUAACGAAGCUCUUGUUGAGGAAAUGGAGGGAUAUGAGGGUUGAUUUGGAACGGCCGGACCAUAGGAGGGCGCUGAAGGGAAUACACCUUGCAAGUGCACCUGAGAAACGAGAGCAUGUGACACAAAUGGGCCGAGUGGAAGAAGUGAGCGACGCGGCGAAGAAGGGAAGCCGCAAACACAACCCGGAGAAGUGGCGAAGACUUGGCUUUGUUACUGAGAGUCCGGCCUGGGAGUUUGAUCCAAUGGGCUACCUCGGCAUGAUGGAUCUGACAGACUACGUACGGAAACAAGAAGACAACUUCCAGAAGAUCUUGCUUGAACAAUCCUCCAAACCUCUUCACACUCGCUGCCCGAUCGCCCGUUGCAGUCUAGCAGUUACAGCUAUCCUCUACGACCAUUUCGGUGCCGACAAAUCGGAAACCGAAGACGCAAAAUACUACCAAAUGCUGGAAAGCCCACAAAACUAUGACAUGAUCUUCCGACCCCUGGUCUUGCAAUGGUCGCGACUCCACACUGCCGGACUUCUCGCCUUCUUCCGCCUAUGGAAAGCUACAGGCGCAGUUCAAGACGAUUUUGACAAAGUCGCCGAGCUCAUCCGCAUCCUGAUCGACAAAGUCGUCGGCUCAGCACCACGCACCAAAGACAUCACAGAAGCCGAGGAAGAGAUUGCGGAAUUUGAGUACCAGCGCCUACGCGAAGUGCAGAUGGAAGUCCUAAAGUUCUCAUUCGAGGACCAAUGGGGCCAUCACCUACAGCAAGUGCGCGAGGAACUCCACAACGAGUCCCUUCAGUUCGUCAAAGAACAGCGCAUCCGCUGCCUCCUCCAAGGUUCGUGGUUUCCUCGCAGCGCCACCCGCGGCGAUUCCAACUCCGUCGCCUCGGUGCGCAGCAGGCCGUGGCGCUUCGCGCGGCUUAGCCACAACCGCCGCUUCUUGCACUAUGCGGAUUUUGAGGCGCAGGCGAGCUACGCGCCGCCACUAACGGAGCUUGGGGAGAAGCUGGAUGUGGGGACUAUAUCGAGCGUGGUGUCGAAUGUGACGGCUGGUGGAGAGGAUGAUACUUCGUCGAUAUCGUCGAACACGAGCACGCUCAAGAAGGAGGAUCUGAGCGCGCCGCCGAAGCGGAAUACGAGGAAUAAGAUCACGAUUAACUCCUAUCUUCCUACGGAGUCCGCAGAUGAGGAACAGGUCGAGAGGGUAUUGCUGACGCUGGACCCGCAGACUCAUAGUCUGGCGAGCGAGUGGCUGGAUGGGCUUUUGAUGUUGUUGAAUCAAGCGCCGAUUACGGCGGAGACGAACAAGCUUGUGGGACUGGUUGUGGACUACGGGCUGAAGAUUCGGCUGCUGAAUGUUAGGCUUGAGGAUGGGAUGGAGGCUGGCGAGGGCAAGGGGUUGAUUCCUAGCAGGGAAGGGCUGGAUGAGGAUUACUACUAUGAGGUCUGAGUUUGUGCAGGUGACGUUCUGAUUUUCGAACAUGCGGCGAUGUGGAGGGGUUGUACUUGGAAUUUUGGCUUGAUACCCGGAUUGAAGGAGCGGAAAAAUGUAUUGAAUGAAUACUACUACCAUUAACUACUCAACAGAGAUAGUUGCACCAG